UUUGGGAAUGAUCGCUCAAAACUUGUUUCAAACUGCUUGUUUAGGAUGGGAGGCGCUGCAAUAUUGCUCUCGAACAAACGCUCUGACAGAAGAAGAUCCAAAUAUGAAUUGGUUCACACUGUGCGCACUCACAAGGGUGCUGAUGAUAAGUGCUUUUCCUGUGUUACCCAGGAAGAAGACUCUGCAGGGAAGGUCGGUGUUACAUUGUCAAAGGAUCUGAUGGCAGUUGCUGGUGAUGCUUUAAAGACCAACAUCACCACAUUGGGACCUCUGGUUUUGCCAAUGUCUGAGCAGCUGCUUUUCUUUGGUACAUUGGUUGGGAAGAAACUAUUUAAAAUGAAAGUUAAGCCAUACAUUCCAGAUUUCAAGCUAGCUUUUGAGCAUUUCUGCAUUCAUGCUGGAGGAAGAGCUGUUUUAGACGAACUGGAGAAGAAUUUGCAGCUGUCUGAGUGGCACAUGGAACCAUCAAGAAUGACUCUUUACCGAUUUGGCAAUACUUCCAGCAGUUCUCUUUGGUAUGAAUUGGCUUAUUCAGAAGCUAAGGGUAGGAUUAGGAAGGGGGAUAGAACAUGGCAAAUAGCAUUUGGUUCCGGAUUCAAGUGUAACAGUGCAGUGUGGAAGGCUUUGAGGACAGUGAAUCCAGCUAAGGAGAAAAACCCAUGGAUGGAUGAGAUCGAUAGAUUCCCUGUUGAUGUCCCAAGGGUCUCAUCCAUCUAAAUUCUGGAAUCAGUUGCUGCAGGCUUCAUGUAAUGCAGUCUCACUUUUGUGAUUCAUCCUUUCCAUGACAGGAUAACUAGUAGUUUCAGCGCAUUGAGUGCAGGACAUCUUGCAUUUAUUAUCUAGUUUUUAGUUAUUUCAGGGCUGUACCAUUGUGCAGCUUGAGUGAGAUUAAUUCUUGGUGUAACAACUUUGGAAAUCAUUGAUUUUAUGGGAAUAUUAAUGGCUCGUUUUACUAAGA
This is a messenger RNA of Theobroma umbraticum, 958 nucleotides long. RefSeq names its product 3-ketoacyl-CoA synthase 11. Gene Ontology annotation, cellular component: membrane. Lineage: Eukaryota; Viridiplantae; Streptophyta; Magnoliopsida; Malvales; Malvaceae. Gene Ontology annotation, biological process: fatty acid biosynthetic process. Gene Ontology annotation, molecular function: acyltransferase activity, transferring groups other than amino-acyl groups. The record is from RefSeq and is a predicted model, not a curated record.